Rhodotorula graminis WP1 is the source of this 918-nucleotide messenger RNA. RefSeq lists its product as uncharacterized. Lineage: Eukaryota; Fungi; Basidiomycota; Microbotryomycetes; Sporidiobolales; Sporidiobolaceae. The transcript is spliced from 2 exons. The coding region runs from base 1 to 918 and encodes 305 amino acids. The record is from RefSeq and is a predicted model, not a curated record.
AUGCCCAGGAGCAGCUCCAUCUCGUCCAUCCCCUCGACCGCGCCCGGUCAUCCAACGUCGGGUCCCCUCGCCUCUCGCUCGCACCCGGCCUCGCCCCCGUCCGCCACGGCCACCACGACCAAGCCCCGACUCGCCAAAGCCAGCUCGCUCGCCGACCUGCGCCUCGCCAAGCACAAGCUCUUUGCGCGCUUCCGCGGCACCCACACGGCCAACGGCGACGACGACGAGCUGUGGGGCACGACCGAGGAGGAGGCCGAGCGCGCCCCUGAACCGCCGGUCGCUCUCCCUUCCCUCGCCGCCUCCUCGUUGAGCACCCGCACCCGCACGCCCACGCCGCGCGCACCUCGCCGACCGGCCGCACCUUGCGCCUUUCCGCUCGAUGCGGCCCUCAGCGCCGAGGAGAUCCGCCGCCUCGAGCGUCAACGCGAGGCAGAACUCGCCGCCGCCGCCGCGCUCGACUACACGCUCUCGAGCUCGCACGCGCGCCGCUCGUCCCGCUCGAGCACCGCCGCCGCCCAGGCCGACCAGGCCACCUUGACGCCGCACUCGCUCGCGCACGCCAUCGAGCGCCUCAACAUGGGCCCGUCGACGGCGUACAGGCACGCGCACAAGCGCAGCCUGUCGCGCGACGUGCUCGAGCCGGGCUUCGCGUUCGAGCUGCGCGGCCGGUCCGGGUCGGUCGCGAGCCUGCUCGACUCGACGGCGUCGAGCGAGUGCUCGUCCCGGCCGCGCACGAACGACUCGCUGCCGUCGUUCGCCGAGAGCGCGUCGACGGUCGACACGAGCGGGUCGUUCCCACCGAGCCCGAUGCAGAGCCCGACGUUGCGCAGCCGGCCGACGUUCGGCACCUCGUACAAGGAGGUCAAGGUCGACACCGACUCGAUCGCGGCGCAGCCUCGCGCGUACGCCUUUAUCUGA